AUGAGCGCCGACAUCCCAAUCAUUGAUUUCCAGCAGGUGUCGACAUCGCCCGAGACCGUUGCGCGCGAGCUUCUCCAGGCAUGCGCCGACUGGGGCUUCUUCUACGUAAAGAACCACCCUAUACCGCAAGAUGCUGUAGAUGGCAUGUUUGAUCUUGAGAAGAGCUUCUUCGCACAGCCGCUUGAAACCAAACUCCAAGCACCAUAUAUACCAGCCAGAAACGCCGGGUUCAAACCUGCCAGCUCCAACGGUGCCUACGGAUCCUUCAAAGACCCCCGGGAGGCCUUCAGUAUCAACAAAUGGCCGACAGCGGCACAUGCAUCGACGGCCCCCCUCUCACCCGUCUUGGACGACGCGCGAGAGCAGAUCCAAUCGUUCCAGAAACAAGUCCAGUCGUUCACGGGACGCCUGCUCGAACUGAUCGCAGUCGCACUCGGCCUUCCGCGCGACCAGUUCACGGCACAGCACGACCCUGGCGCCGUCAACUUUGACAACUUUGAACUCAUGCACUACCCGCCCGUCGCACCGUCUUCCACGCCGGCAGGAGGACGAGACGGCGACGUCAAGUUUCGCAUCUCCCCCCAUACAGACUGGGGCACGCUCACUUUGCUCUUCCAGAAGUCCAUAGGCGGCCUGCAAGUGCGGCCGCCGCACUACACGGCGCCCGAGCUGGAUUUGGACGGCGAGAUUUGGACCUCCGCGCCGGUCUUCAACGACAUGGUCCUCAUCAACAUCGGAGACAUGCUCGAGUUCUGGACCGCGGGCGCGUUAAAGUCGACGUGGCACCGCGUCGUGCCCACGGCAGCCCACGGCGGAGUCGACAGGUACACGUUUGCGUAUUUCCUGCACCCGAACAAAGAUGCCGUGUUGGUGCCAAUCGAGGCCAUGAAGAGGGACGGCUGGGUCCCGCGGUAUGCCGGCAUAGGACGCACCGCAGAGGAGCAUAUCCACGCGCGCAUCGCCGGCGUGCAUGGAAAGAAGCAGGAAGAUGGCCUGGCGAAGACGGAAAGCAUCCAGAACACGGUCGUGGCCGAAGAGGUGGCGGUGUAG
Molecule: messenger RNA, 1050 nt
Organism: Exophiala spinifera
Lineage: Eukaryota; Fungi; Ascomycota; Eurotiomycetes; Chaetothyriales; Herpotrichiellaceae
Exons: 4
Coding region: 1-1050 (349 amino acids)
Molecular function (GO): dioxygenase activity
Source: RefSeq, a predicted model, not a curated record